Corylus avellana is the source of this 1329-nucleotide messenger RNA. RefSeq lists its product as uncharacterized. NCBI's taxonomy places the organism in Eukaryota, Viridiplantae, Streptophyta, Magnoliopsida, Fagales, Betulaceae. The record is from RefSeq and is a predicted model, not a curated record.
CCCAAAGCGCUCUCUCUCUCUCUCUCUCUCUCCUGCGCGCGCACAAACACAAAAUUCGUAUAGUAAUUUCAUCGAGCAGUUGGGGGGCGAGGUGGCGAAACCCACGGAGUCAUGAAGGGCAAGAAGGCAACAAUGCUAACAUUUGCAGAGAAAUGCAAGAGCAUAUUGGCGUCGAAUUGGCAAGGCCACCUCAAUACCAUUAAAGCUGACGCCAAAGGAAGCAAGGGAGAUAUCUACACAUCAAAGGUUAAGUACAUACUCAGAAGAGGGAAGCCAUAUAUUUGGGUGCCUGAAGAUGAUUUUCAUAAUGUGAACACAAUCAUUGAUGAACGUGGUUCAUUUGCCGUGAGCAGUCCCUUCCCAGGACCACUGUCAAGCUUGCUUAGAUCGAUGAAGAAGCUACCAGCUCGGGUUGCUUUGACUGGGGAUGUAGAGCCUCUUAAAGAUGGAAAGCUCCGAUACCUGUUCCUCAAAAGGACUUACAGUUCAAUAUAUCACCUAAUUGUGGAGCCACACCUUGCUCAGUCUGCAACAGAAAGCCUUAGAGAAGUCAUAUUAUCUGAACAGAAAGCAAUGAGUGAGUGCAGUUAUACGGUUUCCGGUGUAUUAAGUUCAUCUAAUCCUAGUUCUACAUCUCGAAGUGAGAGCCUUAAGGAGCUAUUGGAAGGGGAUGAAAAAUAUGUGAUUUAUAAGUUCAAUUUGAGUUCCUCCAUGUUUAUUGAUGGCAAUGGAGGCACUUUUGAAGUAGAUCUGGAAGAUAUACGAGCAUCCAAAGCAGAUCCGCUAGCACGCUUCUCUUCGAGGCUAAUUGAUGGGAUUAAUCAAAGUGAAGCAAGGCGUAGAGCUUUGAUGCUCUUUUGUUUUGUAUACUUCAAUGCAAAUGCAAGGGAUGCAUAUGCGCUCUCUAUUGAUCGCAAUGGAUUUGAUGUGCUGGGGAAGGUCCCUAGUCCAGUGUUGAAGGAUGGCUGCAGCCAAUUCCAGUGGAAGGGGUUUAGGUUCGCGUUGAAGGAAGAGGCAAAUGAUGUUGAAACUUUCUGCCGUCAACUUGUGGAAAUGGAAGAGGAGGCUGUCAAAAAAGUAUCAGGCUACAGUGGUCUAGGAUAAAGUAUCUAAUAGAACAUAUUAUUUUUUCUUUUUUCUUUUGGUUCUUAGUCAGAAAUUUGUAUCAGGGAAUGUUAUCACUGUGAUUUUUGCUUAACUUGGAUUGUUGAGACCUUAUAAUUGUAUUGCAUUCUUCCAUCAGCCCAAACCAAUUGCCAGAUGGGCAUGGCCUACCGAGUGCUGAGUGUGAAUGAUAGCCAAGGAUAGCCAAGGCUUCCUUCCAUUGUA